Pyrus x bretschneideri (Chinese white pear) is the source of this 552-nucleotide messenger RNA. RefSeq names its product WRKY transcription factor 55-like. The transcript has 4 exons. NCBI's taxonomy places the organism in Eukaryota, Viridiplantae, Streptophyta, Magnoliopsida, Rosales, Rosaceae. The record is from RefSeq and is a predicted model, not a curated record. Gene Ontology annotation, biological process: regulation of DNA-templated transcription. Gene Ontology annotation, molecular function: DNA-binding transcription factor activity; sequence-specific DNA binding. The annotation marks the transcript as partial.
AUGGAUCUUGGGAUGGGAGAAAUCGGGGUUAGGCUAAUGGAGAAGGAGAGGAUGGUGUUCUCGGCGUCACCUGCAAGGUAUGAAGGAAUGUUUAUAAGGGGUAUCAUUGCCGAGAUCACGGUUGGAAUAGCUUUUCCCGAGCUUCAAAGAUUAGAUUCUCCCGAGCUCGAAGAUAUCGAUUCUACCGAGCACACAGAUAUAGCUUCUUCCGUGUCUAGCGCGAACUCUCCCUUCUCUUUGGCGCCGUUGAAAAAGAGGCGUCACGAGCCCGACAGCUCUGACAGUACCUCACGCAAGUUUUCAGAGACAUGGAAAGCUCUGGUGCCGGCGGAUAGUCUUCCAGACGGGUAUAGUUGGCGCAAGUACGGUCAAAGGGCUAUGCUUAACUCGCGUUAUCCAAGGUGCACAUACAGAGACACGCAGGGGUGCGGGGCCACAAAACAGGUGGAGCGCGACCGGAAUGAUCCAGCGAUGCUGGCCGUAACGUACCGAGGGGUGCACGUGUGCAAAGUGCCACGAUUUGCUGGGGGAUGGAACGAAAUUCAAAAGAAU